GGCUCAUCCCUCUGCAGAGCGCGGGGUCACCGGAAGGAGACGCCAUGACGCCCGCCCUCACAGCCCUGCUCUGCCUUGGGCUGAGUCUGGGCCCCAGGACCCGCGUGCAGGCAGGGCCCUUCCCCAAACCCACCCUCUGGGCUGAGCCAGGCUCUGUGAUCAGCUGGGGGAGCCCCGUGACCAUCUGGUGUCAGGGGAGCCUGGAGGCCCAGGAGUACCAACUGGAUAAAGAGGGAAGCCCAGAGCCCUUGGACAGAAAUAACCCACUGGAACCCAAGAACAAGGCCAGAUUCUCCAUCCCAUCCAUGACACAGCACCAUGCAGGGAGAUACCGCUGCCACUAUUACAGCUCUGCAGGCUGGUCAGAGCCCAGCGACCCCCUGGAGCUGGUGAUGACAGGAUUCUACAACAAACCCACCCUCUCAGCCCUGCCCAGCCCUGUGGUGGCCUCAGGGGGGAAUAUGACCCUCCGAUGUGGCUCACAGAAGGGAUAUCACCAUUUUGUUCUGAUGAAGGAAGGAGAACACCAGCUCCCCCGGACCCUGGACUCACAGCAGCUCCACAGUGGGGGGUUCCAGGCCCUGUUCCCUGUGGGCCCCGUGACCCCCAGCCACAGGUGGAGGUUCACAUGCUAUUACUAUUAUACAAACACCCCCCGGGUGUGGUCCCACCCCAGUGACCCCCUGGAGAUUCUGCCCUCAGGCGUGUCUAGGAAGCCCUCCCUCCUGACCCUGCAGGGCCCUGUCCUGGCCCCUGGGCAGAGCCUGACCCUCCAGUGUGGCUCUGAUGUCGGCUACGACAGAUUUGUUCUGUAUAAGGAGGGGGAACGUGACUUCCUCCAGCGCCCUGGCCAGCAGCCCCAGGCUGGGCUCUCCCAGGCCAACUUCACCCUGGGCCCUGUGAGCCCCUCCCACGGGGGCCAGUACAGGUGCUAUGGUGCACACAACCUCUCCUCCGAGUGGUCGGCCCCCAGCGACCCCCUGAACAUCCUGAUGGCAGGACAGAUCUAUGACACCGUCUCCCUGUCAGCACAGCCGGGCCCCACAGUGGCCUCAGGAGAGAACGUGACCCUGCUGUGUCAGUCACGGGGUUAUUUUGACACUUUCCUUCUGACCAAAGAAGGGGCAGCCCAUCCCCCACUGCGUCUGAGAUCAAUGUACGGAGCUCAUAAGUACCAGGCUGAAUUCCCCAUGAGUCCUGUGACCUCAGCCCACGCGGGGACCUACAGGUGCUACGGCUCAUACAGCUCCAACCCCCACCUGCUGUCUUUCCCCAGUGAGCCCCUGGAACUCAUGGUCUCAGGACACUCUGGAGGCUCCAGCCUCCCACCCACAGGGCCGCCCUCCACACCUGCCUCACACGCCAAGGAUUACACAGUGGAGAAUCUCAUCCGCAUGGGCAUGGCAGGCUUGGUCCUGGUGUUCCUCGGGAUUCUGUUAUUUGAGGCUCAGCACAGCCAGAGAAACCCCCAAGAUGCAGCCGGGAGGUGAACAGCGGAGAGGACAAUGCACCCU
This is a messenger RNA of Homo sapiens (human), 1514 nucleotides long. It is a transcript of the gene LILRA6, whose product is annotated as leukocyte immunoglobulin like receptor A6. The record is from RefSeq and is marked validated. Gene Ontology annotation, biological process: cell surface receptor signaling pathway. Gene Ontology annotation, cellular component: membrane. The coding region runs from base 45 to 1490 and encodes 481 amino acids. Lineage: Eukaryota; Metazoa; Chordata; Mammalia; Primates; Hominidae. The transcript is spliced from 8 exons.